AAGGGAGAUCAAUCAGCAAUGAAAAUAGAUUCAAGAUGGCAGGCAUCGGAAAGUGCCUUCCUUUUUGGUGUCUGUGGAGUUCAGAAGGUUCCAGGAAUGAGUGAGAGUUUAGUUAGAAGAAGUAUGCUGAGUUCUUUGUUCAGCUGAACAGAACAUGGCACUGAAUAUGGAUAACCUGACUUCUUAUAGUUUAUGAUGACUUAAAUAUUUGAGACAUAAAAGAAUAGCAAAAAUGUCUAAAUACCAGUAUAGCAAGUUAGUGAUGGAAAAGUAUCUGAGGCGUUCAUUUUAUGAUGCUGUUCUUGAGCUUUAUGAGACAGCUCAAGGCACUCGCAUCAUUUCAGUUAGUCUGGAAGGAAAUUUGUCUCUGGUGGUGAAUAAAGAUGAGAAUUUCAUUAUCAAACUGAAUGAGGUAGCUCAGAGAGCAGAUGAUAGGGAAGAGCACCACCAGAAAUUCAAAGAGGAGGAAAAUAGCUCAGGUGUGAAGUUAGAGGAAGAACUGCCGUACCAGGAUCGGUAUGUAGUGAAGAAAGAGGAAGAAUUUUUUCAAAGCGCCUCCUCCCAUCAAAGUUCUUCAAGUCUUGAUACUGAAGCAAUGAUGAAUUUUGAGAAUGCUACACAGAAAGAGCCUGAUAAAUUUGCUAGUCAGACCGAGGAUAUUGGAACUGUAGCCAAGACUGAUAAUUUUCUAGACAUGCAGAAAAACAAGUAUAUAGAAGGUGUAGAUGACAAGGCAGUAGAAUAUAAAGAAAGCGAUUCUUAUGACAAGUCCAGUGAAGGAGAAAGUGAUUCAGAAGAAGAGGAUAUUGAGGCUCCCAUGAUGUACCAAAGUCAGUCUGGAAUGUUGGGAGAUAUGUCUCAGAAUGUCACACAUGGAAAAGUGGAUUCUGAAAACACAGCUAGUGAAGAGAUUUGUUUCUUGCCAGUAGGGCAGGUGGAUGAGUUUAAGAGGAAGGCUGAGCUGAAUGAAAUGAAUGAUCAGGAAGAAUCUGACGCGGCUGGGAAAAAGUCACCCCGAAAGAGAAGGAAGACAUCCUCUUUGGAAGGAGAUGAGGAAGGCAUAAAGAAUGGAGACAAGGAGAAAAAUACUGCAUCCGGGACAAGUAGUAGUGAUGAUGGAAAUAACGGUGGACUGCAACUGCUUCCUCAUACUGCAACUGGUCCCAUCAUCAUAGAGGAGGAAGAGAAUGUGUCUGGGACUAUGGCAGAGUCACAGGUGGCCCAGCUGGCCAUGUUUCAAAUGCGAGAACCCAACAUGGGCAUGUUCCGUCAGCAGGACCUGGAGGAGCUGGCUCGUCAACAGCAGCAGUGGACCAUGGUGGCUUACCAACGCAGCAUCAUGGAGAAGUCUUACCUGCAGCACCAGAUGCAGCAGUACCAGCGUGAUACUGAGAGACUGCGCUGGGAAUAUGCUGCGCAACAGCAACGGGAACUGGCACAAACCUCGAGAGAAUAUUCGUCAGAUGAAGCUGAGAAGCUGUACAGACAGGCUGCCCAGUCCCAGAAUGCUGCUGCAGAGGCUGCUUUACUAGCUACAACUGCACUGGAACAGGCGAAGAAGAGUGCGAGAGAAGGCGGGGGUGAGGAGCUGGGGACUAGUUCUGAGAAGUUGUCGUCUCAGUAUGUUCGUCUUCUUGGAGAGGAACAUGGGGCAUCUGCUACUCUUGAGGCAGAUUAUGAGGAAGGUGAGCUUAGGCCUGAGUCGCACACCUGUGUCUUGUGUGGUGGAAAGUUCAUGUCCAUGGAUUUGCUUGUCCGCCACAUGGAGAAGCACCGCAUCGCCUUUGAGCGUUCCUGUUCUGUGUGCCAGUCAGGCACAUUGACAGGUAACAUGCUUCUCCUGCAUAUGGAGGCCUCCCAUGGUCCCGAGACCAGCUUCCCACUACCCUCUGCUCCGACUGCUACUGCUAGUUCUACCAGUGCUGCUCCGGCUAUCUCUGCUGCUCCCUCCACACCAUCGGUCCCAGGGACUAUAGCUGAUUUUUCGCAGUCCUUUCCAGGAGCUCUUCAAGCUAAUUAUGCUUCCCAUGUUGUGCCUGACGGAGCUUCUGGCAUGAAGCUUCCCCAGUUGCCCCAGUCCCCAAAACAUGGAGACGACAAAGUGAUUAUUGAAGCUCAUGAAGGUGUCUCUAAUUUAGGUGUAAAAUCUGAGUCGGAGGAAAGUUAUGAUUACUCUGGUGCUUCUACAUCCAGGGUUGGAGAAGCUGAGGUGGAUCCUGAGUCUCUUCAGAUGUCGCAAGAUAAUUUCCUUGGUCUACCAUCCCAGUUCUACCCUCUGAUUGGCUGUCAAGUUUGUGGGGAGAAGUUUGCUCUGAGUGAGGCCCUUGACCGACAUGUUGAAAGUCAACACAAAGAUACCAUCUGCACAUAUGCCUGCAAGCCAUGUUGCCUCUCGUUUCACUCGCACAUGGAGUACAGUAAACACAUGACGCGGCACGAGACCUCCUCCACCAACCUCAAGUGCAGCCACUGCCUCAAGUCCUUCAAGUCUGUGAAACAGCUGCGGCUGCACUAUGUGGCGGCUCAUGCCUGCUGCCACUUCUGCGAGUACUGCCGUGCAGGUUUCCCAGAUGCCAUGUCGCUGCAGCUUCAUGAACAGCUUCACACACUGGACCCAGAGAAGCUGACAUUUCGUUGUGACAUCUGCAGCAAGGCGUUCUACACACAGUCUCAGUGCAGUGCCCACAAGCGCACUCACAAGGAUGAAAAGGCCCAUGCCUGUGACUUGUGUGGAAGUGCUUUCUUUAAGCGUGGAGAUCUGACAAAACAUGUUCGCACUGUUCAUUCACCUAGCCGCUUGUUUUCCUGUAAGUUUUGUGGUAAGAAAGGCACUCGUAUGGAUAAUAUGAGAAGUCAUGUAAGAUCACAUCAUAAAAAUAUGACACGUGACCAGAUCAUUAAUAUGAUCGAAGUAAUUGAAUAACUGCCUAUUUUUCUGUUUGAGAUAAACAUCAGUUUGGUGUUGGUAUAAGUAAUGAUGGAGAGGACAGUUCAUGAAUGUAGAUCUUCUACCAUUGAAAGUUGCUUGUAAGGGAUAACAUGUAAAAAGGGCACUAGUUCAUUUAGAUUGUGGGAUUCCCUUGUGGUCACUGUUGUCAUCACAGUACUCUUAAUCUUUGUCGUUUCAAAUCUUAGAUUUUAUUUUGAAUGUCUUGAAGACUGAAUUUUCACUACAAUGUUUCUGGUUUAUUUAGAGUCUGGACUAGUUCCCAAAUUGAAAAUUGUCACCUUCAAAGCUGUUUGGAGUGAAAUAAGUAUUUAGAUUGCCACAAAGAUCAAUUUGAUCAAUAGUUAUAUAGUUCCCACCUUCUCUUUAUCAUUUCACUGUACACAAAUAUAAUGAAAUGUAAAAAUGUCAGGUUGGACUUUGGAUGUUGCUAUUUUCUACUUUCAUGUUUGAUGAUGUCUUUCAAAUUUUGCUGAGUAUCCUAGAUUGUAUGUCAUAUUCUGUAUCUCACAGAUUUUUUUUCCCAUCCCUUAUUGCUGUAGACUCUUGCCAUCAGCGAGUGUAGAACAGUUUUUGAUUUUAAUGAUAAUACAUAGUGUGCUUUUGUAUUUAUCAUAACUAAACUUUUUGGCAGACUGAAGCCAUUAUUCAUUUGAUAAUGCUUGAAAUUGUCAGUGUAUUAUAUUAGUCGUAUGAUAGUAACAACAAAAAUUUGUUUUUACUAAUUAAGACACGAUAACAUUGCUUUCUCAGCAUUACAAUGCAGGUGGAGUUAAUAUUUAUGCUCCUUUUGAUCAUAGUAUAAGUCAGCUUUUUUUCUGUCUGAUGUGAUAAGUGAUGGUGCAGUAUUUUUCCUCCCAUAACUAAGCCCAAUCAUAUUUUUGCAUUUCAGCAUUUCAUAUAAGAAAGAGCAUAGUGAAUUGUAAAUACUUGUGACUCCUGAAAAUCAAAUGAUGUUUAGCCACAGUGUUGCUCUGUGAUCGAUACCUGUAGUUUUUUUUUUCUCCACUGUCUGUGAUUGUGAUUGGAGGAGGCCUCCGGGUGCUUUGGUUUGAUUGAUAAAGUUUUGAGCAUUGAUUGCUUCCAUCCUUUGGCUUGUGGUAUCCGUGACAAUUUAACAGCACAUUUAUUUACAAGUCCAGUGCUGCACUUGAGGAGGUUGCAAUAAUGUUGGUGCAAUGUAUGUGUCCUUCUUUUCAUUUGUGGAAUGAGCCAUGAUCAAAUUGUAAGUCAUUGACAUCCUGUUUGUAAAUUUUGAGUGAUAACAAACUUAAGAUAAAACUCCUAUAUAUGUUGAUGUUUCUUCUGUGACAUGUUUCAGAGGUGGCUGAUAAAGUCACAUGGUUAUUGUUUACACCUAUUUAGUUCACAUGUUCUCUUUAGCCUUUCUUUUAUUUUGAAUUCAUGUGAUUUGUAUUCUGAUUAGUAGCUUGACAAAAAAUUCAUCUGAUGUGCCACAAAAAGAAAACAAAAUUUUGUUUUAAGAAGUGUUUUUACCACCUGAAAGGCUUUCGGUUCAAUGGUCUCUCUGGAUUUGGGUAGGUAAAGUAGUGUCUGUAAAGGAGUGGGUUGAAAAGAUGCUUCUGUUAUUUGUUUUUGUGAUUGAUGACUUGAUUAUUUCGAACACUUUUGGACAAAUCAAGACCUCCAACUUCUUUAUAGAAACUUGUUUGAAACAAAUGGUAAAGGUACCUUAUUUGAGGGAAAGUUGCUUUAAAAUGCGGGUGGGCAAUGUUUUUAAAAAAAAUGAGACUGCAUUUCUGGUUUUUAUUUUCUCUUUAAAACAAGGGCAUUUUUUAAAAAUAAUCGUUUCAUAGCUUGAGCUUGAGUUCUAAAAAAAAGCUAUGAUACAGCUAUGAGAGCGAAAUUUGUAUGUGGUGCCAGUGGUUGCAUUCAGGAAUGAGCAUGAUAACUUUGCAUCAUUGGAAAAUGUUUUUACUUUUAUGUGUAGCAUAGGUAAAGUCUCUUCCCUUUGCGUGUGCAGAGUUUUUUAAAUUUGAAAAUUAAGAAUGGGUAUGAUUAAGUAAAUGCAAAUAAAUCAUGUAUAUAAUCUAGAGAUGGAAAAGGACGACAUUAUAUAAUUAGAAUGCACUUUUAUCAUUUAAGCAUCAAUGUCUCUCAAAUCACUAGUAUUCCAUUGACUGCGAGGGAAAUGUUAACGUUUGUCUUCAUUUUGAAAAGUAAGCCAAGCCUGCAGAGCUGGCUUUCAAUUUGAUAGUUUGCAAUUGUCUGACUGAUUCAAAAUAAGCUUUGCCCAUUGAUCAACAUUUUUAUUGAUCCACAUGUGUAAAGCUUAUGAACUUCCCAGAAACAUCUUUGCGUGUCCCUUUAUGAUAAUUAUGUACACAGGUUUUGACUUAUUUUUCACAACCCCAUUGAUGAUACACUUCAGCUUUUGUAGAGGUGAUACAGCAGUAGCUUUUGUCAAUUAGACUUUGGUGAGAAGGAUUUUUAUGUCGAAUCAUGUUUAAGAAAUUGUGCAAAAAGUCUCUGUAUUUGGCAGUAAAUGUAGCUUUUGUCAAAUUUGUGUGCAGUGCAGAGACCAUCAGGUUCAAAUCACUUUACUUUGCAAGAUCAUCUUGAAAAUACAGUGGUGUCAACAGCGACCAAGAUGGUAACCACCACCUAACAGCAACCUAAAUUUGUAUAAUGGAAUUUUCCUAAAAAUAAUUCCUUUUAAGAGCAACCUUGGCUGCUAUAAAUUGCCUGACAAUUUUUUUUUUAUACACCUCAAAAAAA
Messenger RNA from Aplysia californica (California sea hare), 5686 nucleotides. Its product is annotated as transcription factor E4F1. Gene Ontology annotation, cellular component: nucleus. The transcript has 3 exons. The record is from RefSeq and is a predicted model, not a curated record. Lineage: Eukaryota; Metazoa; Mollusca; Gastropoda; Aplysiida; Aplysiidae. The coding region runs from base 233 to 2923 and encodes 896 amino acids.